AUGAGUCUUCAUGCUGGGUUUGAGCACGAAGCGCUGGACAUCCUCUACCACCUGGAAAUCCAAGAGCUGACUCCCACGCUGCGCAUCCUUGUGAACACGACCCUCGCCACAGCCGAUCCUGCGCCCGAUGAUUGGCAGAAGUUGGAGUGGAUUGGCGAAGCCAGAAUCGUCCUGAGAAACUACAGAAAUUUCCCAGAUGCUGAUAUGGAUGGCCACCCUCUCAGAUCCUCGCUCGAAGCGAAGGUCAGAGCCGCUGAAAUGGUUGUGAGAAAACAACUCGGGUACAGCGAUGAGUUCGAGCACGAUGAGAGCGAAGGCGGGGACGGAUGCGACGACGAAGAGGAAGAAGAAGAGCAUGCGGAAGACGAGGGGUGA
Cladophialophora carrionii CBS 160.54 is the source of this 375-nucleotide messenger RNA. RefSeq lists its product as uncharacterized. Bases 1 to 375 code for a protein of 124 amino acids. Lineage: Eukaryota; Fungi; Ascomycota; Eurotiomycetes; Chaetothyriales; Herpotrichiellaceae. The transcript is spliced from 2 exons. The record is from RefSeq and is a predicted model, not a curated record.